AACAAAAUGGCGUCUGUUUAGUAACGCGACCGAGCAAAGCGGCGAAGUCACCUGACCCCUACACCGCAUUAAAGCGUCCAGAAAAAAAGGUUUGCGAUUUGUUUUAGUGCGGUCGUGACCGUGGGUUAAUUGACGCGUUGACUUUGUCAUCAUAAAUUGUAGAUAGUCAUCUGUCGGAAGUAGUCAUAAAGCAUAACCUAAUUUAGCCUGCUUUAGCUUAGCGUGCUAGACUUGAGCUCCGGGGCUGUUUGGAAAUCCAGUAUCUCGGGUUAAAUCAUUGCUUGAGGACUCGAGCUGAAGUGUUACUCAAAGAAUUUUUCAGCAAGUGUUCUGACUUUGGAUUUACAACCACAAGGGAUAUUUAUUUUCCCCAGACAAAGAGGAAAAGAAAUGAAAAGCCAGUCUGGUCUUUGAGGAGUUACAUCAAUACCAUGUCUUGUUCAGCAUAAUGUACUAAUUGCUGGGUUUUGUUUUUGGAUGCAUAUUGUUCACUCAUAAAUGAAAGGAAUGUAUUCAUGGAUCGCACCUUGAUGAAACAACUUAUUUCACCAUGGUGAAAUUGGCCAAUCCCCUGUACACAGAGUGGAUUCUUGAGGCUAUUCAGAAGAUCAAAAGGCAGAAGCAGCGGCCUUCAGAGGAGCGGAUUUGCCAUGCUGUCUCAACCUCACAUGGACUAGACAAGGGCGUCGUACUCCAGCAGCUGGAGCUAGCUGUGAAGAAUGGAUCCAUCCUUAAGGUUACCAGCAAAGGGUGCGCUUCGUACAAAGACCCGGAAAACCCAGGGAGGAUUGUGCCUCUCAAGCUUGGAGGCCCUACCCCUGUCUCGGUUGGAUCUGUGUUACCAGCAGGAGAUCUGCGGCAUGUUGAUUGGAAUAAAGUCCUUAGGAGGGCUAUCGAGGGUCUGGCUGUCCCUGCUGGCUCCUCUUUAAGGAACAUCGAGAGAUUCCUUCGAAGCCAGGGUGACCUGGUUAAUGUUGUGGUGAACCCCAGGUUCCAGCAGAGGCUGAGGCUAGCUGCUAAACGGGCGGUAAACAACGGCCGGCUGCUAAAGGAUGGGCCACUCUACAGGAUGAACAGUGGUGGAUUGGGAGGAAAAGCUUGCUUCAGGAGCCUUGUGGCCUUUGCUGUGAACCUCCCACCUGUAACGCUACUCCCUCAUGAGAAAGACCAGGAACUUAGCUCCUUCCUUAGG
Molecule: messenger RNA, 1192 nt
Organism: Xyrauchen texanus (razorback sucker)
Lineage: Eukaryota; Metazoa; Chordata; Actinopteri; Cypriniformes; Catostomidae
Product: histone acetyltransferase KAT6B-like
Exons: 3
Biological process (GO): nucleosome assembly
Cellular component (GO): nucleosome
Molecular function (GO): DNA binding
Source: RefSeq, a predicted model, not a curated record